This is a messenger RNA of Eimeria mitis, 633 nucleotides long. RefSeq lists its product as uncharacterized. The transcript is spliced from 2 exons. Bases 1 to 633 code for a protein of 210 amino acids. Lineage: Eukaryota; Apicomplexa; Conoidasida; Eucoccidiorida; Eimeriidae. The record is from RefSeq and is a predicted model, not a curated record.
AUGGUUUUUGUGCCUCCCUUGGCCUUGUGGUUGCGUCUGAGCCCGCCGCGGCAGCUUGACCCUCUUAGCGUUUUCUCGUUUCCUCGUCACUUGUGCACGCAGGCGAUGCCUCCAAGAGGUAGACGACACCGAGCUCGCAUUCCAGAGUGUUUAGAGAGGCCUCAGUACGAACGACACUGCAUAGGAGGCGUCAACUACCGCCUGCUGCGGCUCCCGGGGGAUGCCGCAGCUCUUAACAGAGCGGAGUGGAAUCCUGAUGAUUUCGAGGCGUAUGUUGAAGGCGGAGGUGAGAGGGGGUUAAGCGCAGCAGAAGCAGCAGAGAGAGAACAGCAGCAGCAGAGGCAGCAGCAAAAGCAACGAGACCGAAAAGAUAUAGACGCCAGCGACUUGUCAGUUUCUUCUUUCUCUUCUGAAAGCGAGAAUACAGAUGCUCACGAUAGCAGCUGUGAGGCAAUGAAUACAAAAGAAGAUGUAUCGUUGACAGCAGAGGAAAUACAGCAGCAGGAAGAUGCUCUUGAUGCUGAAUAUAUAGCUGCAUGCGGAGCAGCAAAAGAGGGAGAAAGCUGGAGUCUAGAUAUUCCUUUACCUGUAUCUAUAUUUCGUCGGUUAACACUAAAGAUAAAUUACAUAUAA